Molecule: messenger RNA, 3723 nt
Organism: Polyodon spathula (Mississippi paddlefish)
Lineage: Eukaryota; Metazoa; Chordata; Actinopteri; Acipenseriformes; Polyodontidae
Product: fibroblast growth factor receptor 1-like
Exons: 18
Coding region: 824-3277 (817 amino acids)
Biological process (GO): positive regulation of cell differentiation; positive regulation of kinase activity; fibroblast growth factor receptor signaling pathway
Cellular component (GO): signaling receptor complex; membrane
Molecular function (GO): fibroblast growth factor receptor activity; ATP binding; fibroblast growth factor binding
Source: RefSeq, a predicted model, not a curated record
GCUGAUUGUGUAGGGGUGCAGGGUCUGGUCUAUUUCUCGUGGUUGCUGUAGGGUUGAACAGGCGAUCGGGGAUGGGAAUCUCAUCACAGGAGUGUGCAAAGUGAAAAAGAAAUCACUGCUAAGGUUAUUACAAUCGUGGGAGAAAAUACAAGACAUGCAAUUAUUGUUAAAAAUUAUUUUAUGAAGAUCAUCAAUCGCUUCUGAGUGACACAAUUAGAACGAAGGCAUACCGAAAACUUUGGUAAAAGAAAGCUUCUCUUUGUAAACAUUUUUAAACAAAGCCGUGGGGCGACUUUCCCCCCCCCCCCCUUCACGUUUUCUGCAAAGGUACUUUAUUUUUGAGAAGCUGAAUUCAAGGUAGUUUUUUUUAUACAGCGUGCAGAAUUUUGGAGCGAAGGAUUGUUUCUGCUGUCUGCUAAUUAAUUGGAAACGGGUCGGUCCCCCCCCCCAUAUUUUUGAGAAGGCAAUACUUUUGAACGCGGCUUUUUUGGGAGAAUUACAUCUAUAAACUCGAUAGGCUUUUUUUUUCUGUUUGGAAAAGGGGAAAACUUAAUAACCCGUUGUCUGCUUUUGAAGACCUCGUUUCUGGAGAUCGAGGAUCAACAGUUCAUUAGAGAUUUUAAUAACAUUUUAAAGGAUUUCAAUCGCUUGGGUUGAGUUAGGAAAAAAAAAAAAACUGAGGCUAAUCGAUUCCAGGAUCGCUCUUCAAAGUGUCGGGGUUCCUGAUCGGAGGUCUGGACGUCCCGGAGCUGAUGCGAUGAAGUGCCCCGCGGAACGUGCCCCACAGCAGUAGAGCUAGCCGCCCACCCCCACCCGUCUCGGGAUGUUUCCCUGGAGCCUCCUUCUCUUCUGGGCCCUGUUGGCCCCAGCCAGUCGCACGCAGGCACGGCCAUCCGUCAGUGAACAAGUCCCGCUGGAUGCGCGAGUGGAGAUGUACGUGGUGCGCCCCGGAGAGUCCUUGGAACUACGCUGCAACAUGCGGGACGACAUGACCAGUGUGAACUGGACCAAGGACCGCGUGGCCCUGCUGGGAGGAGACCAUGUCCACAUCAUGCCCGGCCAGCUGGAGAUCCAGAGCACGGAGCUCGGCGACUCGGGGCUCUACUCCUGCGAAGGCAUCGGACCCCUGGGCAGCGAGACCACCUACUUCUCUGUCAAUGUCUCAGCUGACGCUCAUCCUUCCUCGGAGGACGAGGAGGAUGAUGACUCUUCCUCGGAGGAGAAGGAAGGAUCCAGCAGCCAGAGGCAGAUCCCGGUGCUCCCGUUCUGGGCCAUGCCCGACAAGAUGGAAAAGAAGCUCCACGCCGUGCCGGCUGCCAAGACGGUGAAGUUCCGAUGCCCAGCGAAGGGGAGCCCAACCCCCAGCCUCCGCUGGUUGAAGAAUGGCAAGGAGUUUAAACCUGACCACCGCAUCGGAGGCUACAAGGUGCGGGAGCACACCUGGAGCAUCAUCCUGGACUCGGUGGUGCCCUCAGACAAGGGCAACUACACCUGCCUGGUGGAGAACAAGUAUGGGAGCAUCAACCACACAUACCAGCUCGACGUAGUGGAGCGCUCUCCACACAGGCCCAUUCUUCAGGCUGGCCUCCCCGCUAACAGGACCGCCGUGCUGGGCAGUGAUGUGGAGUUCAACUGCAAGGUGUACAGCGACCCCCAGCCCCACAUCCAGUGGCUGAAGCACAUGCAGAUCAACGGCAGUCGAUUGGGGCCGGAUGGGAAUCCCUUUGUCCAGGUUCUCAAGCACUCUGGGAUUAAUAGCUCGGACGCUGAAGUUCUCACCCUGUACAAUGUCACCGAGGAGGAGAGUGGAGAGUAUAUUUGUAAAGUGUCCAAUUAUAUAGGAGAAGCCAACCAGUCUGCGUGGCUAACGGUCACCAGGCCCGAGGCAAGAGCGGACCCUCCCCCCCAGCCCGUCUCAAACCAGCUCUAUCUUGAGGUGCUCAUCUACUGCACCGGAGCCUUCCUCAUCUGCUGCAUGGUGAUCAUCGCCAUCAUCUUCAAAAUUAAGAGCAGCGCCAAGAAGAGUGACUUCAACAGCCAGCUGGCCGUGCACAAGCUAGCCAAGAGCAUUCCGCUGCGCAGACAGGUAACAGUGUCUGUUGGCUCCAGCUCCUCAAUGCACUCUGGGGUGAUGCUGGUGCGCCCCUCUCGCCUGUCCUCCAGCGGGACCCCCAUGCUCCCCGGGGUGUCCGAAUACGAGCUGCCGGAAGACCCCCGCUGGGAGUGUAGCAGGGACAGGCUGGUGCUGGGAAAGCCGCUGGGCGAGGGCUGUUUCGGUCAGGUGGUGAUGGGAGAGGCCUUGGGAUUGGACAAGGAGAAACCCAACCGGGUCACCAAGGUGGCUGUCAAGAUGCUGAAGUCGGACGCCACGGAGAAGGACCUGUCUGACCUGAUAUCGGAGAUGGAGAUGAUGAAGAUGAUUGGCAAGCACAAGAACAUCAUCAACUUGCUGGGUGCCUGCACUCGGGACGGCCCCCUGUAUGUGAUUGUAGAGUACGCCGAAAAGGGAAAUCUGCGGGAGUUUCUGCGCGCACGGCGCCCCCCGGGGAUGGAGUACUGCUAUAACCCCGACCAGGUCUCUGAAGAGUACAUGUCUAUCAAGAACCUGGUCUCCUGUGCGUAUCAGGUGGCCCGCGGCAUGCAGUAUCUGGCUUCCAAGAAGUGUAUCCACAGGGACCUGGCUGCCCGCAAUGUGCUCGUUACCGAGGACAACGUCAUGAAGAUAGCGGACUUCGGUCUGGCCAGAGACAUCCACCACAUUGAUUACUACAAGAAGACCACCAACGGCCGGUUGCCUGUUAAGUGGAUGGCUCCAGAGGCCUUGUUUGACCGGAUAUACACACACCAGAGCGAUGUCUGGUCGUUUGGGGUCCUGCUGUGGGAGAUCUUCACCCUGGGGGGCUCGCCGUACCCCGGGGUCCCGGUCGAGGAGCUCUUCAAGCUGCUCAAGGAGGGUCACCGCAUGGAUAAGCCCACCACCUGCACCCAUGAGCUGUACAUGAUGAUGCGGGACUGCUGGCACGCUGUCCCUUCACAGAGACCCACCUUCAAGCAGCUGCUUGAAGAUCUGGACCGCAUCCUCAUCAUGGCCUCCAAUCAGGAGUACCUGGAUCUGACUGCACCCCCGGACCAGUACUCCCCCAGCUUCCCAGACACUCGCUGCUCCACCUGCUCCUCUGGGGAAGACUCGGUCUUCUCUCACGACCCCCACGUUGAGGACCCCUGCCUGCCUAGGUUACCCCCACAGCACAACGGGGUGGGCUUCAAGAAGCGCUGAGAGUCCUCUCUCCAGACCCUCGCGCUGAGCUCCGGAGCACAGCAUCCAUCACACAGCCAGUCUGGGAUCUGUUUUACAUGAACACUAGAAAAUAAAUGUUUUGUACGCUUUGAGUAACGGAUCACUAAAUGACGUUCUGGGAUGAAGAAGCAGUGUUUUCUUUUUUUUUUUUUUGCUUAUGGGACAAGUUCAGAAGGAUGCUUUUUGGACUUUUCACGAAGCUCCCGAAGUGAGGCACGCUCUCCUGCGUUCGUAUGGGACGGAGUUGAAAAUGGACCGCAAAAAAACCCAGAAUUGAGGGCCAGCGGAAGAGGCGUGCCUGUGUCAAUAUUUCACUUUUUAAAACUGAAUUUUUAGUUUUGCUUCGCAGACCAAAUAUUCAAAAACCAACGAGGAGUGGCGCAACAGCAGCCUGUUCUCAUGUUUCCUUUUAUUAUUUCUAUAUA